AUGGUGAAAAUAACCGCCUCAGACAUUGGCAGAUGUAUGAGAGCCACCCGCGUCUCUGACCAAGAUCCAAGUACUGAUGAUUCUCUAGCCUUACAAAGACCAGCAAUCUCGCCGAAUGGCAGAAUCUUAGCAAUUGUCACCCCGGACCCAAAGAUCCACUUACUGGAUCUGACAGACACUGUCCAUGGAGACACUGUCAUCACGAGGCUGAGACUCCCUGUCCAUGCUAAAGGCUUUCUUCAGGAUUGUCAUAUCAUCCGCUGGUCUCCAGAGUUUAUGCUGGACGAUGAUGCUGACUCCACAACCACAUCAGAGGCAGAUCUGGGCAGGACCUGGCUUCUAUUGUCCAAUGGACGACGUGUUGUUGCUGUGAGCACAGACAUUUGGCUCCCCGGGAUGAUGCGUGGAGUCGACGGAGACAGUGGAUCUAAGUCAAACAUCCUCGCAGAUUAUGAUCUUGGAGCGCAGUUCGGAAAAUUGACAUUACUCGAGUUUGUCUUUGACCAUCGCCACGCAUUACUGAUGCACGAACAUGGCGGCAGUGCCACAUUGCUGAGCUUGACGAGACCACAACGACAAGAGAUCCCCCAUAUCAAAAACAAUGGGCCCGCAGCCUUCGCACAAGCACCGAAUGCCGACAAAUUUGCCUUACUACGAAGAGACAAAGGCCAAGACAAGAUCUCAGUGUUUGAACUAUCUUCAAACCGUCUGCCAAUCGAACACACGUUUGAACCACGAAGUCUAGACGCCCAGAGCAUCGUGUGGUGUCCGGCAGGUCAGCCUAUUUUAGGGGUGGUUGAAUCUCCAAGUUACGGUUUGAGUGUCACUUUUUACACAGCUCAGGGUCACUCCUUGAAGCAUCUAGAUAUCACCUCGACCAAUAUGAACUUGGCCAGACAGCCAUCGAACUUCGAGGGCGUUGGAGCGACUUGUCUGAAGUGGACCAACGCAACCGAUGCUCACACCGUUCAAGCAAUACUAGAUGGGCAGCAACAAGUGUUUGUUCGAUACCUGACCAACGGAAGUGUGUCUACGCAAGAAAUAGCAUCAUUCGUUCAUCCUGAUAUCGUGGAUGGUUCAAACACCUUGAUCUGGCAAGAGGAGUCGGAAAACCCCUUACCUUCAAACAAGGUCUCCAGCUUUAUAAGGCAGAAAGCAGCCUUCUCCACAAAGUCAAGUCCCGAAGAUUUAAGUCCACACGCGAUAGAUACCGUUGAACUCAAUUCGGACAACACGAUGAUUGCUACUUGCCUGAAAGGCUGUGGUAAGCUGCUCUGGAUAUGGAAGCCGGAACAAUCUCAACCUUUCACUCUCAUCAUCUUUCGACACCACGUCAAAUAUGUCCUUUGGCAUCCAUUUCUCCCCCACGUUCUUAUUGCCAUUACCCAUCAGAAGCGGCCUAUCAUUUAUGCAUGGUAUGUACCAAAUUUUGGACCAAUCAGUGGAGAGAUCGUCCUGAACCAUGAGAUGCACUCCAAUCCUCUAACGACAACAUUGUCGACGAAGUUCUCUGCUUCAUGGCUACCUGCAGCACGGCACACUGAUGGACGCGUUCCCUUCUUCUUCACAUCAGCAACCAGGUUCGAGAUUAGUUUCCUGCGCAGCCUGGAUGGAAGAGUUUUGUUUGAGAGUGCUUUGCGACAAGACAGGAAUGUCUUUGACAACAAGGACACUGGUGGAGCAGAUGAGUUAAUCGGGAUCGGGAUUGACACACCAAGUAAAACUGCAAAGCCAUCUAAGAAGGCUCGGUUUUCAGUCGAAGAGCAUGUUGAUCCGGAACAAGGCGAGUGGCUUCAGGAAGAAGCAAAGCACCGGGCAUGGUGA
Exophiala bonariae is the source of this 1824-nucleotide messenger RNA. RefSeq lists its product as uncharacterized. Gene Ontology annotation, biological process: microtubule anchoring at mitotic spindle pole body. Gene Ontology annotation, cellular component: microtubule organizing center; mitotic spindle; MWP complex. The transcript has a single exon. Lineage: Eukaryota; Fungi; Ascomycota; Eurotiomycetes; Chaetothyriales; Herpotrichiellaceae. The coding region runs from base 1 to 1824 and encodes 607 amino acids. The record is from RefSeq and is a predicted model, not a curated record.